This is a messenger RNA of Aethina tumida (small hive beetle), 819 nucleotides long. RefSeq lists its product as uncharacterized. The record is from RefSeq and is a predicted model, not a curated record. Lineage: Eukaryota; Metazoa; Arthropoda; Insecta; Coleoptera; Nitidulidae. The transcript has 3 exons. Bases 1 to 819 code for a protein of 272 amino acids.
AUGUGUUUCCUCUACGAAUUAGCUGACUAUCCUUUAGAAGAUACAACGUCGACUGAAGAAUCAACUUCUUCUUCAAAAGAAACAAAAUCAGCAACAUCUUCGACAUCCGAAAGUACAAUAUCUACUUCAGAAUAUACAACGCCGACUGAAGAAUCAACAUCUUCCUCGGAAGAAUCAAAGUCAACAACAUCUUCGACAUUAGAAAGUUCAAUACCAACUUCAGAAUAUACAACGCCAACUGAAGAAUCAACAUCUUUCUCAGUAGAAACAACAAACAUAUCUUCGUCAUCCGAAAGCAUAACAUCUACUAUUUCAGAAGAUACAACGUCGACUGAAGACUCAACUUCUUCUUCAAAAGAAACAAAAUCAGCAACAUCUUCGACAUCCGAAAGUACAAUAUCUAUUUCAGAAUAUACAACGCCGACUGAAGAAUCAACAUCUUCCUCGGAAGAAUCAAAGUCAACAACAUCUUCGACAUUAGAAAGUUCAAUACCAACUUUAGAAUAUACAACGCCGACUGAAGAAUCAACAUCUUCCUCAGUAGAAACAACAAAAAUAUCUUCGUCAUCCGAAAGCUCAACACCUACUACUUCAGAAGAUACAACGGGAAACCAAGUCAACAACAUCUUCGACAUCAGAAAAUACUACACAUACCUCAAUGUCGAGUACAUUUUCGACACCUGCAAGUAUUAUGUCUUCAACGGAAGAAGAUCCUACUACAAAAUUAACUACUACUACAGAGAAACCAACGACAAAUUUCACCGAAAAACAAACUACAACAACACCUAUUACAACUACCACCAAAAAACCAGAAAAUAA